AUGGAUGAUCUUUACGACGAGUUCGGUAACUUCAUCGGCGAGGAAGUCGAGUCCGAGGAGGCAUCAGAGGUGGGCGUUGACGCUGGCGACUAUGUCUACGAUGACGCGUCAGAAGGCGCAGGCGGCGCGCAGGGCCAGGAGCUCAUGGAGCUAGACGAGGGCCCGUCGAACUCAGUCAUCCUCCAUGAGGACAAGCAAUACUACCCAACCGCAGAGCAAGUGUACGGCACCGAGGUCGAGACGCGAGUCGAGGAGGAGGAUGCGCAGCCACUCACGCAACCGAUCAUUGCGCCCGUCGAGCAGAAGAAAUUCAACAUUGAAGAAGCCGAUCUUCCGCCCGUAUUCUUCGAGCGCGAGUUCAUGACCGAUUUGAUGAACUUACCCGAACACAUCCGCAACGUGGCAUUCGCGGGCCAUUUGCACCAUGGCAAAACUGCAUUUGCGGACAUGCUGGUGAUGGAGACACACGACAUCAGCGACAGGUUAGAACGCAGAGUCGGGCGGAAGAGAGACGAGCAGUUGCGGUACACAGACAUUCACAUUACCGAGCGCGAGAGGGGCCUAUCCGUCAAGUCGGCGCCCAUGACCAUGGUGCUGCAAAGCUCCAAGGGCAAGUCGCACCUGGUGAACUUUAUCGACACACCCGGCCAUGUCAACUUUGUGGACGAGGUUGCAGCUGCUUUCCGUUUGGUCGACGGUGUAUGUCUCGUGGUGGAUGUGGUCGAGGGCGUGCAGGUCAACACCGAGCAGAUUAUCAGGCACGCCGUGCUGGAGGAUAUUCCCCUCACCCUGAUCAUCAACAAAUUUGAUCGGCUGAUCUUGGAGUUGAAGCUGCCGCCGAAGGAUGCCUACUUCAAGUUAAAGCACGUCGUGGAGGAGGUCAAUAGCGUGAUUGCGGACACUGUGCCCCUGACGGCAGCGUCAAAACGCAUCAGUCCUGAGAAGGGCAAUGUGUUGUUUGCGUGUACAGACAUGGGCUGGUGCUUCACGCUGCCGUCCUUUGCCAAAAUGUACACCGACACUUAUGGUGACAUUGAUCCCGAAGAGUUUGCAAAGCGAUUAUGGGGCGACGUUUUCUACAACCCGAAGAAGCGCAACUUUACACGCAAAGGAACGGAGGAGCGGUCAGCGCGGUCGUUUGUCCAUUUUGUGCUGGAACCUAUCUACAAGCUCUUUACACACUCCAUCAGCGAUAGCCCUGCGGAGCUGCGACCAGUCCUGGCGUCGCUAGGAAUAACCCUGAAACCAUCACAGUACAAGGCGGACGCCAAGGAGAUCCUGAGGCUGGUCUCUGAGCAAUUUUUUGGCCCCUCCACAGGAUUUGUGGACAUGAUUGUGCGCCAUGUUCCGUCGCCGGCGGACGGUGCUGAAAGGAUGUUGGAGCGCUACUACACGGGACCUACCGAUUCGAGGGUGGCAGCGUCGAUGAAAUCGUGUGAUCAGGAUGGUCCGCUGGUCGUGCACGUCACCAAACUCUACAAUGCGUCUGACGCGAAAAGCUUCUAUUCAUUUGGUCGGGUGCUGAGCGGUACUGCCCGCCCCGGCAUGCAGGUCAGAGUCCUGGGAGAGGGCUAUUCACUGGAUGAUGAGGAAGAUAUGGCCAUGGCGACCGUGGCCGAGGUGUUCAUCGGCGAGACACGGUACAACAUCCCCACAGAUGGUGUGCCCGCCGGCAACAUGGUGCUCUUGAGCGGCAUCGACAACUCCAUCGUCAAAUCCGCCACUGUCGUUGCGCCGAAAUUCGACGCCAAUGAAGAUGCCUACAUUUUCCGACCCGUCACCCACUUCACUGAGUCAGUUCUCAAGAUUGCAGUCGAACCUAUCAACCCUUCUGAGCUUCCUAAGAUGCUCGACGGAUUACGAAAGAUCAACAAAUCGUACCCCCUAAUCAGGACCAAGGUCGAGGAAUCUGGCGAGCACAUUAUACUGGGUACCGGCGAGCUAUAUAUGGAUUGCGUUCUCCAUGAUCUGCGGAAGCUGUACGCCGACAUGGACCUCAAGGUCUCGGACCCCGUCACUCGAUUCUGCGAGACUGUUGUGGAGACAUCGGCGACAAAAUGCUACGCUAUUACGCCCAACAAGAAGAACAAGAUCACAAUGGUGGCAGAGCAACUCGAGAAGGGCAUUUCUACGGACAUUGAGUCAGGCGCUGUGAAGAUCCGGGACCCUGUGCGGAAAACAGCCAGUUUUUUCGAGGAGAAGCAUGGCUGGGACAAAUUGGCAGCGAGAAGCAUCUGGGCAUUUGGGCCGGACGAUCAGGGGCCCAACAUCCUGCAAGACGAUACCCUACCAACAGAGGUUGACAAAAAACUUCUCAACACGGUGAAGGAGUCCAUCAAGCAGGGUUUCAGCUGGGCAAGCCGAGAAGGCCCGCUGUGUGAAGAACCCAUACGCAACACCAAAUUCCGCAUCACAGAUGUUGCCCUCGCUUCCGAGGCGAUCUCCCGCGGUGGUGGGCAGAUCAUUCCUACAUCUCGUCGCGCGUGCUACUCGUCCUUCCUCAUGGCUUCGCCACGGCUGAUGGAGCCCGUGUACAGCGUGUCCGUCACUGGACCCGAAGAUUCGUACAUGGAAGUCUACAAUGUCCUCGCCAGGAGAAGAGGCCACGUUCUCAGUGACGGACCUGUGGCAGGCACGCCCUUGUACCGAGUCAACGGAUUGUUGCCCGUCAUUGACUCUUUCGGUUUCGAGACAGAUCUGAGAAUCAGGACGCAAGGCAGCAGUAUGGUCAGCAUGGUUUUCGACUCAUGGAACAUUGUGCCCGGUGACCCAUUGGACAGGGAACAGGUCGUCCGGCCGCUUGAGCAGGCGAGCACGCAGGGCACCGCGAGGGAUUUCGUGCUCAAGACAAGGAGGAGAAAGGGGUUGAGCGAGGACGUCAGCGUGCGGACAUUCCUCGAGCCCGAAUUCUACCGGAGUCUGAUGGAGAGUGGGCUACUGGGGGACAUGUAA
Emericellopsis cladophorae is the source of this 2952-nucleotide messenger RNA. Its product is annotated as Pre-mRNA-splicing factor cwf10. The transcript is spliced from 4 exons. Gene Ontology annotation, molecular function: GTPase activity; U5 snRNA binding; translation elongation factor activity. Lineage: Eukaryota; Fungi; Ascomycota; Sordariomycetes; Hypocreales; Bionectriaceae. Gene Ontology annotation, biological process: mRNA splicing, via spliceosome. The coding region runs from base 1 to 2952 and encodes 983 amino acids. Gene Ontology annotation, cellular component: U2-type catalytic step 2 spliceosome; U4/U6 x U5 tri-snRNP complex; cytosol. The record is from RefSeq and is a predicted model, not a curated record.